Notechis scutatus (mainland tiger snake) is the source of this 996-nucleotide messenger RNA. The record is from RefSeq and is a predicted model, not a curated record. NCBI's taxonomy places the organism in Eukaryota, Metazoa, Chordata, Lepidosauria, Squamata, Elapidae.
AUGUUUGAGAGAGUGACCUACGCUGACCUGCGGUUUGCAGGAAGAAAAGCUCUGGAGAAAGGCCGUGGGGAAGAGCCGGAGGAGGGGGAGCUCACCUAUGAGAACCUCCAGGGGCCUGGGACGCAGGAGGAGCCCCGCAGAAGUGGCCCGGGGGCCGAAGGCCAGGGUCUUCCUCGGGAGGCCCCCCUGAGGGCGGAGGGGCCUGCAGGGGCCCAGGGGAUCGAGCCUGCUGCCAGGAGACGGAGCGCCCUGGUCUCGGGGCACCAGGGCAGUGCAGGGUGGAGUCCCCGGACCAGGUGGGCCGCCUUGGGAGUGCUGGGCAUCGGCCUCUUUCUUCUCUCCGUCACCAUCAGCCUCGGGGUGCGAUACACCCAGGCCUCCCAGCAGCUCCAGCAGGCGUCCCAAGACCACGCGGCUGAGCACCACGCCCUGCAAGCCGGCCUGGAGGAGAGCCGGCACCUGCUGGGCCUGGCCAAGCAGGAGCUCCACUCCACCAAGGAGGAGCUCAACUCCACCAUGGUGGCCCUUUGGCAGAGCCGGGCAGCCGGGAACCGGACCCAGCAGCAGCUGCAGCACCAGGAGCUCCUGGUGGGCCAAGCCAACCACAGCCUGGCUCUCCUGCGGAGGGAGCGGGCGAGCCUGAUGGCCAACCUCAGCCAGGCCUCCUCCUGCCAGCAAAUUGGCUGCUGCCCCCCGGGAUGGAGGCUCUUUAGGUGGAAGUGUCUGCGGAUUGAUCAUACACCACAGUCUUGGGAUGAGAGCCAAUGGGACUGCAAAGAUGCUUCCUCUCAGCUGCUUAUCCUGAAGAAACCCUGGGAUGCUCACGAGGUCUGGCCCUCUGCGAGCCCUGAGCAUUCAAAUCAUUACUGGAUUGGCCUAAAAAAAUCAAGGAGCAGCUUCUUAUGGGUUGAUCGCAGCCCUGGCUUUGGGACUUCGGUGCGAUACUCCAUUUUCUGUUGGCGAGUACAGAUUCGUACGUCUAUACCUUAUGCCUAA